AUGCCAGGCGAUGUUAUUUUUCAAACUUCUAGACCUCGAAGCGACGGCAUUGAGGAAAGUAAGUCGCCUGUCAGGAGAGCAGAUGAAACGGCUGAAGCAAGUGGAAUGUUGGCUGCCCAAAAAGGUACGGCUGCAGCAGAGGCUAUAGGUGCAAAAACCCAAGAAGUGAGAGAAGGCAAACUUGAAGGUUCAGACAGGGACUUUGCUCAAGCAGGCACUGCUGUAGCAGAGCCUACAGCUGCAAGGGCACAAGAAGUGAUGGGAAGUGAAAUAGGUUCUCUCCAAGGCUCAUUGAGGGACUCUGCUAAUGCUGAAACUGCUGCGGCACAACCUGCCGCUACCAGUGCAGCAGUAGUCAGAGAGGCCAAAGCUGGCGAAGUAGAAAAAGCUAUCUCAGAGGAUAUCAGAAAAGCAAGUACUUCCGGGGUAAAUGCUACCGCUGCUGAACACGAAGAAGUAAAAAAUGGCCGUAUCACGUCUGAAAAGGGGACGAUAAGCGACGUGACUGCAGCCAGCAGUGCACUAGCUGGGACCAUGGCAGUUGAACACGAAGUAGUCAAGGAUGCGGAAAUAUCAGGAGAAAGAAAGUCGACUAGGGAAAUACGACAUCCCAAAACUGCAACAGCAACACCUAUAGUCUCAGAAGAUGAUGAAGACGGUAAUGGUAAAAAUGGUAAAACGAACGGACAAGGAAAGCGAGGGAAUAAUGGGAAGCCAGGAAACAAUAAGGGCCUACAGCUCUAG
Messenger RNA from Haemonchus placei, 744 nucleotides. NCBI's taxonomy places the organism in Eukaryota, Metazoa, Nematoda, Chromadorea, Rhabditida, Trichostrongylidae. The record is from the annotation of a GenBank genome assembly.